Plasmodium malariae is the source of this 1362-nucleotide messenger RNA. Its product is annotated as RNA methyltransferase, putative. The transcript has a single exon. The record is from RefSeq and is a predicted model, not a curated record. Lineage: Eukaryota; Apicomplexa; Aconoidasida; Haemosporida; Plasmodiidae. Gene Ontology annotation, biological process: rRNA base methylation. The coding region runs from base 1 to 1362 and encodes 453 amino acids. Gene Ontology annotation, molecular function: rRNA (uridine-N3-)-methyltransferase activity.
AUGAAUUUAAUAUUAAUCAGUAUAAAGAGUAUUUAUAAGCAUAAGGACGAUUUUUUUUUCAAAACAGACAAUAGACAAACGAACCAUUUAAAAAAUAUUUUAAAGGUAAAGGUAAAUCAGACGGUAAAAGUCGGGGUGAUUAAUAAAGGCAAGGGGGAAGGAGUUAUCAUAGAAGAAAAUAAAAAUUUUUAUGUUAUAAAAUUGUUAACACCUAUACAUUUGGAAAAAUCGGAAGAUAAAUUUAUUCCUGUUGAUAUAGCUAUAUGUAUACCUAGACCAAAAGUUUUAAGCAAAUCGUUACAACAAUUAUCGUCAGUUGGUGUUAAAAGGAUCAUUAUUGUAUUUUCCGAGUAUUCAAAUAAGUCUUAUGAAUCAAGUAAAAUUUUAAAAAAUGAAGAAAUAAAAUAUGCACUUCAGUUAGGACUGGAACAAGCCAUGUGUACACAAUUUCCUGAAAUUUAUAUACAUUACUCGUUCAGCUCCUUUUUUAUGAACAUUCAGAAAUAUAGCGAUGAAAAUACUAUAAAACUGUGUGCACACACAGAUAUAAAAAUAAAAGAUACCAACUUAGUUGAGUAUUGUAUAUUAAAUAAAGAAAGAGGGAAAAUUCUUUUAAUGCUCGGAUGUGAAAGAGGUUUUUCCGAGCUUGAAAUUUAUUUGAUAAAUAAAUUGCAAUUUCAUUUUCUUAAUAUAACUGAAAGAAUUUUAAAAUGUGAAACAGCUUUGUUAAUUAUUAUCGGUCAGUUACUUUUAUUAACAGAAAAUAUAUCCAUUCGACCGAGUGGGAAAAAAAUGAGAAGAUCUUCUAGAAAUAUUCGCGAUGUAAGGAAAGAUAAUUCGAUCAUAUUGGACAAGAACAAAAAGGGAAAUACACAUAACGUGCAUAAUAUACAUAAUACGAGUAAUACACAUAAUACACGCAAUACGUAUAAUAUACAAACUAACGGCACUUUUCAAAAUAAAACAGAAAUGAUCAACGAAAUUAAAAGUAUAUUAAAAAAGGAAACAUUUUUACCUGAACAGUUAAUAAAUUCCAUAAACAAUUUUAUACAUGAUCAGGAAAAUACUGAAAUGAUGGAAGAUAUUUCGAAUAAUUAUGAAAAGGAUUAUAUGGUGAAGGAAAAUACAAAUAUUAUUGAUUCCCUUUUAAAAAUCAUACAUUCUUUUAACACAGAUGAAAAAAAUAAGUUUCAAAAUAUUUAUCUAACUUUACUACUUAAGAAAAUAAAAUAUAAAAGUAAAUAUUAUAUGUCAUAUAAUGAUACAAGAAAUAUCAUUGAUGAGGACGGUGUGUUUAUAUAUAGGACACAGAGAUACGUGUCAAAAAAGAAAAAUUCUUUAAAUGAUAUGCAGCCCUUGUAG